Molecule: messenger RNA, 766 nt
Organism: Sorex fumeus (smoky shrew)
Lineage: Eukaryota; Metazoa; Chordata; Mammalia; Eulipotyphla; Soricidae
Gene: CUNH22orf23
Product: chromosome unknown C22orf23 homolog
Exons: 6
Coding region: 14-697 (227 amino acids)
Source: RefSeq, a predicted model, not a curated record
GACGGGGUGUGUCAUGCGGUGCCCCCCGCAGGACCUUCCCAUGGCUUUCCAGCAGAGAGUGGAGGCAGUGAGCAGAGGUGCAGACUUCCCCCGCUGCCCCCCGCUGGUCACUUUCACCCCAGGAACCUGCAAGCUGCUCAGAGCCAUGAUGAAGAAAUCCAAACUGACCAACUUCCAGCAGCGCCACCUCAUGGACACGGUGAAAAGAGGGGACCCUCUCCCGCUCCACUGCGGCCCCACAGCCAGCCAGAAGGUCCUGCCUUCCAAGGAGCCCAGCGCCGUCAUCUACCUGCCCCCCAUCCUGCGUGCCCGCUCCUGCCUCCGGCCGGCCAGCAUGUGCCAAGCCAACGGGGCAUACAGCCGGGAGCAAUUCAAGCCUCAGGCCACCCGAGACUUGGAGAAGGAGAAGCGAAGACUCCAAGACAUCUUUGCCAACGGGAAGGAGUCCGAGCCCCGGAAGAAGAAGUCCGCGCCCCCCAAGCAGCAGGAUAAAGCCACCCCCGAGCCAGACCGCUUUAAAGAGCUGGUGAAGGAAAUCGAGGAGAGGAAGGAUUUCCUGAGCGACAUGGAGGCCCUGGGCCAGGGCAAAGCGUUCCGGGCCAUCAUCCUGGCCGAGAUCUCCCAGAAGCUGCGGGAAAUGGAAGACAUUGACGCCAGGCGGAGCGAGGAACUCCGGAAGGCCCUGGCCGCCCUCUAGCCUGUCCCACCCUGGCCUCCAGCCACGGCCACUCAGCACUGCCCAGGCCUCGAGACCUCAAAGAACCGC